AUGCCGCCUGAGGCCAACUUCAUGAGCUUUGAUGGACCGCCAUCGGGGUAUAGACGACGAAGGAGACUGGGAGAGCAUCGGGUCGAGGAUGCGGAGGACGAUGGGCCCGUACUCCACAGACAGCGAUUCAUUCUGCCGCCAGAGUUGGUGCCGCCGGAACAGUUGGUCGUGAGACGGUACAGGGUUACUCCGUUUUACUUUAGCAUUCCGGUGAGUGAUGGUUGGAAAGACGGCAGAACUUUGAUCAGAAAGGUGCAUAGAUUCUUGUUUUCAUGAAGAUUCGCAGUAUCUUAAAACAAAAAGACCAAAAUAAUGCUUGAAACUCAAAUUCAGUAAGAAACGUUUUUCAGGCACAUUUACGCCUGAAACUGAUUGACGCAGUCAACGAGCGUUUUGCCACAAACUACAAUGUCAAGCAAUGCUACUUCUCAGUCAUUUUCGAAGAUGGAGAGUUAGUGUAUGAAACUGGGAACAUCAAGUUUACCAGUGCACUUGCAGUUUGUCCGAUCUUGUCAAGUUCUACAUCGGACUCUUCUACGACCAUCCGGAUAUCUUGCGCAUUUUCCGAAGAUUCCUGCCUUUUGGUUACGAUAUUUUUGUAAACGAAAAUCUCCAGUAUGUCUACAUCGACGGCGAUCGAGGCGCUUCGGUAGGCCUAAACAUAAUCCAAUUUUCUUAAACACUUUUGUUAGAUUGUUCCUAGAAGAGAGUUGCUCGAGGGAUGGGAACGCUUCCCUCAGAACCAAAAUUUGAGUGUCAGACAAGAAGAAGAGUCAAAGCGAGGAGCCACUUUGAUUCAGAAUAUCCGUGCUCGUAUUGGCCCUGAGAUGUUCUUCCGCGUCUUAUGCUAUGGAUGCAAUGCAGAAAGAAGGGGGUGAGCGUUUUUGAAAAAAAAAAGAUCUUGUCUUCGAAAAGUCGGUGUUACAGAUUCAGAUUCGAGGCGAUGCCUGUAAUCAUUGAAUGGUUGUUCGAUCACCCCGAUCUUGUCUACCAUUACAUCUACUACAUGCUGCCCGAAGCCAAGAUCAAGACGAACUCUCAUGGAGAUUAUGUGUACAGAAGCUUCUCUGGCACACGACAUGUUAGUUUUCACUUCAAAUUCUCUAUCAAUACAACGUUUUUUUUAGGUGAUCAGUAAACCAGAACCAGGGCAAGAAAACCAAAGCCGUUUCCCGAGAAUGAUCUACUACGAGCCUCCAGAAUACCAGGAAUCAGAUUAG
Messenger RNA from Caenorhabditis sp. 36 PRJEB53466, 1220 nucleotides. The record is from the annotation of a GenBank genome assembly. NCBI's taxonomy places the organism in Eukaryota, Metazoa, Nematoda, Chromadorea, Rhabditida, Rhabditidae.